Molecule: messenger RNA, 735 nt
Organism: Rhizoctonia solani
Lineage: Eukaryota; Fungi; Basidiomycota; Agaricomycetes; Cantharellales; Ceratobasidiaceae
Product: Retrovirus-related Pol polyprotein from transposon TNT 1-94
Exons: 1
Coding region: 1-735 (244 amino acids)
Source: RefSeq, a predicted model, not a curated record
AUGCAAUUGCUGUUGUUCCUCUAUCAGCAGCUCAUGCAGGCAAAGAUUGACAAAGGCAAAGACUUACAGACUGGCUUCAAUGCCAUCAAAGCAACCAUUGCAAAGAUUACCACGCUAGGCAAGACUGUGAGCAACUUUAUGCUUGCACAAAUUAUUAUGAACACACUCCCACCAUCCUACACAAUUGUCAACACCAUCCUCCAAAUGUCACUGAACAGAGGAGCUAUCACAGCCAAGGCCAUACAGAACACAGCCUAUGCCAAGGAGGAAUGGUGUUGCAAAGGAGGCAGAAUCACUGCAAUGUUUGCACAAUUGUCCAAAGGGAAUUCCACAGGCAAGAAGUUGUCAGGUAACAAUGGCAAAGGGAAGAAGAAGGCCGCAGGCCCUCCUUGUGAAAAUUGCAGGAAAUCCAGACACACCAAGCAGGAAUGUUGGUUAAAGGGUGGAGGAGCGGAAGGCACAGGACCGCAGCAAAAGCAUCAGAACUCAAAGCAGUCAAAUCAGAAAACAAACAAACCUGCAUCAAUGUCUAAGAACAACACUGCAAAAGUUGCUAUUACUGACAAACCGUCCACCUCUGCUACCAGGACUAGGCUAUAUGCACUCUUAGCGUUGGAUACCUGCCUUCACAACAACAAUGUCUGGCUACUUGAUUCAGGGGCGUCAAUACAUAUGACACCAAAUUGCAACUGGUUCUUCACUUACCAAUGUCUGAACCCACCAACCUUAAUUUGA